CCAUCAUUGGCGACCAUCGGGUCACCCCGCAGAUAUCUGACACAUGUGAACGACGAUCCUAAUUCCUCCGACUUUUAACUGUCAUUCCGACAGAAAAUGUCAACGCGCUGGACCAUCUUGUUACGGUAUUUCCGUCCUGUUUAACCCCCAAGACCGAAGCGCUUUUCAUGUUCAAUUGGGUAUACUUCAUAUGUCUGAUAAAGUUCACUAUGUUCGACAGCGCUCUGCUCCUCUUCAUUACGCCUUCCAUACGAAAGCGCGCUUUUCGAAAACAGCUAGACGUCCGUAUCUUUGAAGCUGAGCACUGCUUGCAUGAACAUCGUCGUUUUCCUGCGUCCUUCCAAUGUCUACCAGCUUUCAGCGCCCUUUGUUCGCGGGUACCCCCUAACGGACUCUAUGUCAAUCCUUCGUCGUGCAUUUGCCCUGUACCUGUGCUCGUAGACGGGGGGUUCCGUCGACUCGCCGUGCUCGGUAUCGAUGUCGACCCUCUGGGACAAGCUGCCGGAGCUGAAAGGAAUCUAACGCUGGCCGCUUUCGAGUUGCAGUUUCUCAUCCCGCAUCGGUCUAAGUACAAGCUUAUAUGUCAGCUGAAAGUCUGGUAUCAUGUCGAAGAUAAACCCCUUUGCAUAUCAGACCCCUUCUUUGACCGGAUCCCUCCUCUCAUCCAUACCAAAGAGCCGGAACUUAUUGAAAAGAUCGGUCUCGAUGGUGUCUCCUUCCUUCAAUUCCUCAGUCUCCUGCAUACCCUCUAUAGCGGAGUGCAUCUUAACGUGCUGGAGUGUUCAUCCUACGUCGUGACAUGCAAGACAACAGCCUCUAUGCCGCCGUCGCUUUUAGUUAUCUCUUCGCAGUGCUUGUCAUCGUACUGGUGUACAUCUAUUGGUGUGACAUGUUACGGCCUCGCAAGGAGUGGUUCCGUUCACCCUGAGUACACGAAUUCCUUCUACGCGCGCUCCCUAAGCAUCACACACGUCCCCGAAAAAUUUCGGUCGGAUGGCGGAAUAAAUGCUAUCCUAAAUACCGUCAGUAUGCCCUACUCCACAAACGCAGUGCACAUCAGUCGACAAGUCGGAUUUCAUCCAGAGUCGACUAAGUAUCAUAAUCAGACCGUGCGGGAAUUGGGAGCAAUUUUGGUCAAGCAUCUCAAGAACAGUAGGUAUGUGAUGCGAGCUUUUGUUGCGGCUCUCAUUGAAGAGCAUGCUAGCGUGAAAGAGAUUUUCCAAAAUGUGUACACUAUGUGGAUAUCGAACCAGAUAUCCUCCCGCUGA
Messenger RNA from Guyanagaster necrorhizus, 1268 nucleotides. RefSeq lists its product as uncharacterized. The coding region runs from base 168 to 1268 and encodes 366 amino acids. The record is from RefSeq and is a predicted model, not a curated record. The transcript has 8 exons. NCBI's taxonomy places the organism in Eukaryota, Fungi, Basidiomycota, Agaricomycetes, Agaricales, Physalacriaceae.